UUUUGAAAAUAUUAGUAAGGACUUAAAUAGCAAAAAUAAAACACCUGGAUCAUCUUCCAAAAAUAUUUAUGAAUUGGAAGAGAAAUUAAAUCCAGUAUCUGAUUUGUUUAUUGUAGAACCCGUACCAUCCAUCACAAAAUCCAUACCACUCAUCGCAAAGUCCACACCAUCUAUCGCAAAUCAAUCAAAGUCACAAGUUGAUAAACAACUAGUUAAAAAAUGA
This is a messenger RNA of Funneliformis geosporum, 223 nucleotides long. Lineage: Eukaryota; Fungi; Glomeromycota; Glomeromycetes; Glomerales; Glomeraceae. The record is from the annotation of a GenBank genome assembly.